This is a messenger RNA of Fulvia fulva, 792 nucleotides long. RefSeq lists its product as uncharacterized. Gene Ontology annotation, biological process: vacuolar proton-transporting V-type ATPase complex assembly. The coding region runs from base 1 to 792 and encodes 263 amino acids. The transcript has 2 exons. The record is from RefSeq and is a predicted model, not a curated record. Gene Ontology annotation, cellular component: endomembrane system. Lineage: Eukaryota; Fungi; Ascomycota; Dothideomycetes; Mycosphaerellales; Mycosphaerellaceae.
AUGGUGCUCCUGACAGUGACGCCUGCCGCCAAAGCUGCCAUGGACGAGUAUCGCAGGCUGAUUGACGGAGCCAAAAAGGCUGACAACACGCUCAGCGCUGAGAGUAUCAACAACACAGCUGUAGGCAACCCGAUCGAGCAUCACGAAAUCGUGAAAGUGUCACAGUACCUCACACAAAAGGGUGGUGAAAGUGCCGAUGCCACAAAGCAGUGGCGGUUGGAUGCUUUGCUCAAAGGAGCAUCGAUCUAUCAGCCUCCGCCGCCCCCAAAGACUGAGCACACGCCCCAGUACAGAGCCCUCAUGCAACGGUUGCGCGAGCAGGAGGAACAGCGUCAGUACGAGCGCAUGAUCAGUCCGCCACUACCGGCAGAAACAUUCAACCAGCGCUUCCCAAAUGCAGGCUCAUCCUUCGGCUCUGGCAUCAACAUCGGCCACAAUGCCUCUGACGAAGUCGAUGAUGUGACGUACGCAGAAGUCAACCGGCAGAUGAUCCUAAUCAUCAACGUUUUGAUCUCAAUUGUCUGCACCAGCGUGGCAGUGUGGAUGGCAGCACGGCGCUGGAGCGUACCACAGCGACUUGGGCUGUCGUUUUCAAGCAGCACCGUCGUAGCUGUCGCUGAAGUUGCCAUCUACAUGGGCUAUAUCAGGCGUAUUAAGGACGCCAAGACCAAAGAGCGGAAGGUGCUUGAGACGAAGGAGAUUACCGACACUUGGGUGAUUGAUGGCAAGUCGACUUCUAAAGAGGCUAAGGUGAAUGAGUCGAUACGACAUCGUAAAGGAAAGCAUCGAUGA